UCUACCGCCUGGCAGGCGGCCUGGCCCGGCCCCUUCUCUAAGGAAGCGCAUUUCCUGCCUCCCUGGGCCGGGCUGGAUGAGCCGGGAGCUCCCUGCUGCCGCCAGUAAUACCCCAGCCUCCAUCGGUGUCCCUGGGCCAGGACUGCUGCCACCACUGCCGUCCACGGGAGCCCAGCGCCCCUCCCCACCCAUCCAGCAGCCAGAGACCCCGGCCCGGCCCUGCGUCCCUGUGCCCACUUCUCCUGACCCCUCAGCCGCCACCUCAGAAGGCUGGAGCAGGGACGCCGUCGCUCCGGCCGCCUGCUCCCCUCGGGUCCCCGUGCGAGCCCACGCCGGCCCCGGCGCCCGCCCGCAGCCCUGCCCCUGGACACCGGAUAAGGCCCAGCGAUCAGGCUCCUGGGUGGACAGCAUGGCCCGCGGCAUAUUCCCCCUGGUUGUCACCCUGCUGCUGGCCGGCUGCAGCCUCAGCCCCACAGGUCUUGCAGAAACCAUCCAUUGUGACCUACAGCCUGUGGACCCCGAGAGGGGCGAGGUGACAUAUACCACCAGCCAGGUCUCUGAGGGCUGCGUGGCUAAGGUCCCCAACGCUAUACUCGAAGUCCACGUCCUCUUCCUGAAGUUCUCAAGGGAGGUGUCGCAACUGGAGCUGACUGUCCAGGCAUCCAAGCAAAAUGGCAGUCGGCCCCAAGAGGUGCUUCUGGUCCUCAGCACAGACAAGAAUGUCUUCCUGCAGCUGCAGGCCCUGGGAAUCCCACUUCACCUGGCCUCUAACCCCAACGUGUUUCUCACCCAAGAGCUCCCUGGAGUCAACACCACACAGCUGCCCCCCUUCACCUCCAAGAGCCAGAUCCUGGACUGGGCAGCUGCACAGGCCCCCAUCACCGCUGCUGCUGAGCUGGACGACCCCCACAGCAUCCUCCUCCGUCUGGGCCAAGCCCAGGAGUCACCGUCCUACUGCCUGCCGGAAGCCCGCCGCGACAUGGGCCGCACGCUCGAAUGGCAGCCGCAGGCCCCGGCCUUGGUUCGCGGCUGCCGCCUGGAAGGCGUGGCCGGCCACAAGGAGGCGCACAUCCUCAGGGUCCUGCCGGGCUCCUCCGCCGGGCCCCGGACAGUGACAGUGAAGGUGGAACUGAGCUGCGCGUCUGGGGAUCCCGACGCCGUCCUCAUCCUGCAGGGUCCACCCUACGUGUCCUGGCUCAUCGACGCCAACCACAACGUGCAGAUCUGGACCACUGGCGAGUACUCCUUCAAGAUCUUUCCAGAGAAGAACAUCCGUGGCUUUGUGCUCCCAGACACACCCCAAGGCCUCCUGGGGGAGGCCCGGAUGCUCAACGCCAGCGUCAUAGCGUCCUUUGUGGAGUUACCGCUGGCCAGUGUCGUCUCGCUGCGGGCCCCCAGCUGCGACGGUGGCCUGCCGACCUCACCUGCACCAGUCCAGACCACUCCUCCCAAAGACACCUGCAGCCCAGAGCUGCUCAUGUCCCUGCUCCAGCCGAAGUGCGCCAAUGACGUCAUGACUCUGGUACUCAAGAAAGAUCUUGUAGCGGCUCUGAAGUGCACCAUCACCAGCCUGACCUUCGGGGACCCCAGCUGCCAGGCUGAGGACAGCAAUGACCAGCUUGUGUUGCGCAGCACCUACUCCAGCUGUGGCAUGGAAGUGACCGCACAUGUGAUCAGCAAUGAGGUGGUCGUCGAUUUCCCGUCGAGCUCAUCACCACAGCAGAAAAAGGUGCAGUGCGUCGACAUGGAAAGCCUGUCCUUCCAGCUGGGCCUCUACCUCAGCCCGAACUUCCUCCAGGCCUCCAGCACCAUCGAGCUGGGCCAGCAGGGCUUUGUGCAGGUGAGCAUGUCCCCAUCCGUCCCUGAGUUCGAGCUCCAGCUAGACAGCUGCCACCUAGAUUUGGGGCCUGAGGGGGACACCGUGGAACUCAUCCAGGGCCGGGUGGCCAAGAGCAGCUGUGUGAAUAUGCUGUCCCCAAGCCCUAACGGUGACCUGCGCUUCAGCUUCCUCCUCCGCGUCUACAUGGUGCCCACACCCAUGACUGGCACCCUCAGCUGCACAAUAGCCCUACGUCCUAGGACCUGGUCCCAGGACGUGCACAGGACUGUCUCCAUGCGCCUGAACGUCAUCAGCCCUGACCUGUCUGGUUGCACAGGCAAAGGCCUCCUCCUGCCCGCCGUGCUGGGCCUCACCUUCGGCGCCUUCCUCAUCGGGGCCCUGCUCACCGCCGCGCUCUGGUACAUCUACCUGCACACGCGUCCCCCCAACAAGCGGGAGCCCGUGGUGGCGGUGGCUGCCCCGGCCUCCUCAGAGAGCAGCAGCACCAACCACAGCAUUGGGAGCACCCAGAGCACCCCCUGCUCCACCAGCAGCAUGGCGUAGCGCCGGCCGGCCAGCCCUCACCCAGCAGGACAGACUGAACAGCCACCAGCUGGGAGCCACUGGCCAUGAACUCGCCCCGGGAGCUGAGUCCUCCAUUCUGAGGAGGGAGCAAGUUGUCUGCGCCCACCCUUCCCGCCUCCCUCUCAGAGGCCUGCUGCCAGUGGGGGUCCCCCACUCCACCCCACAGAACCUUCAGUCCAGUGGCUCUGGGAUAUGGCUGCCCAGGACCAUGGAGAGAGGCCACUUUCCAUGUUGUUGGAGGAGCCCAAGUCCCUGUCACUGGACCUGGAUGUGGCACUGGUGAACUAGGCUGGGCGGGAGAGAACUCAGAACAGGCCCAGCCCAGCCCGACAGCGCCUCCCCCACGGGAACAGAAGAGGGCCCAGCCCAGAGCCACCUGGAUCUGUCCCAGCGGCCCCCACGCCUGGACUGGCACAACUGUGCUGUGGGAGACAGUAGCCUUGGGGGGCCCAGCCUGGGAGCCCAGGGGUGACAAGAACAGUGCGGGUGGGAGAGCCACACGGAGACCCCCCCCUGCCCUUCAGGCAGGCAGCAGGUGGGGAGCGGCCGGGCUGCUUGUCCUGAGCCCACCCCUGCAUAUCCCCCACCAAUAAAUCAGACCACAAAACCA
Messenger RNA from Lemur catta (Ring-tailed lemur), 3014 nucleotides. RefSeq names its product endoglin (gene ENG). NCBI's taxonomy places the organism in Eukaryota, Metazoa, Chordata, Mammalia, Primates, Lemuridae. Gene Ontology annotation, biological process: vasculogenesis. The transcript has 15 exons. Bases 77 to 2383 code for a protein of 768 amino acids. The record is from RefSeq and is a predicted model, not a curated record.